Molecule: messenger RNA, 1862 nt
Organism: Myotis brandtii (Brandt's bat)
Lineage: Eukaryota; Metazoa; Chordata; Mammalia; Chiroptera; Vespertilionidae
Gene: VRK3
Product: vaccinia related kinase 3
Exons: 15
Coding region: 162-1517 (451 amino acids)
Biological process (GO): peptidyl-serine phosphorylation; signal transduction
Cellular component (GO): nucleus; cytoplasm
Molecular function (GO): protein serine/threonine kinase activity; ATP binding
Source: RefSeq, a predicted model, not a curated record
AAGCAGCGCCUGCGCGGGCGCAGGCCUGCCUCAGGGCGGAGAAUGCGCGCGCAGCGCCUUCCUCCCCGGCGGAAGUUUUCGGGGGGCCACUGAAAAGAACACUGUUACGAUGGAGAUUCCAGCCCAGCGCAUCUGAGGGCCAGACCGUGAUCUCAUAAAGCAUGAACACCUUCUGUCCAGACUGUGGCAAAAGUAUCCAAACAGCGUUCAGAUUCUGCCCUCACUGUGGAAAGUCUUUGUCGACAGAGGAGCCUGAGGGGUCCCAGACCUUUGUCAGACCGCUUUCGUCAUCCUUCCGAGGCUCAAGGAGAAAGAACCCCAGUUAUGAAUCCUCUCCCAAGAGAGUGAAAUGGUCCAGCUGUAGCACGUCUUCAUCAUCCAUCUUGUCAAACUGCGGCAGUUCUGGGUCUGAAGAUACCUUGAGUCCCAAAGGUAUUAAUACCUUGAAGCCCAAAGGGGGCAGUCCUCUAACCCCCAAAAGCAGCCCGCAGAUGAAGAAGAAAAGCCCUCAGACACUGAAGCGGAGGCGUGUGACCAUCUCCCUUGAGGCUUUGCCCACGGGGACAGUGCUGAUGGACAAGAAUGGACGACACUGGAAGCUGGGAUCCCUGCAGACCAGAGACGACCAGGGCAUUUUCUAUGAAGCUGAGCCUGUCUCCGCCUCCGAUUCGAGUGGCCAGAAACAAAGAUUCACGCUGAAACUAGAUGCCAAGGAUGGGCGCUUGUUCAAUGAGCAGAACUUCUUCCUGCGGGCCGCCAAGCUUUCGCAAGUGAACAAGUGGAAGAAGCUGUCCUCAACCCCCUUACUGGCCAUCCCCACCUGUGUUGGUUUUGGCAUUCACCAGGACAGGUACAGGUUCUUGGUGCUCCCCAUGCUGGGGAGGAGCCUUCAGUCGGCCCUGGAUGACAACCCGAAGCACACAAUGCCCAUACAGUCCGUGUUCCAGGUGGCCUGCCGGCUGCUGGAUGCCCUGGAGUUCCUCCAUGAGAAUGAGUAUGUUCAUGGAAAUGUGACAGCUAAGAAUAUCUUUGUGAAUCCACAGAACCUGAGCCAGGUGACCCUGGCAGGCUAUGCCUUUGCCUUCCGCUAUUCCCCAGGCGGCGAGCACGUGGCCUACAAGGAAGGCAGCAGGAGCCCACAUGAGGGGGACCUGGAGUUCAUUAGCAUGGACCUGCACAAGGGAUGCGGGCCCUCCCGCCGCAGCGACCUCCAGGCCCUGGGCUACUGUUUGCUGAAGUGGCUCUACGGAAACCUGCCGUGGACAAAAUCCCUUCCCAACACCGAGGAUGUCAUGAAGCUGAAACAGAGGUUCCUUAAUACCCCGGAGGCCCUCGUGGGACAGUGCAGUCACUGGGUACAGCCCUCAGAGACGCUGCAGGAGUACCUGAAGGUGGUGAUGGCCCUCAAGUACGAGGAGAAGCCACCCUAUGACUUGCUGAGGAGCGGCCUGCGCACCCUGCUGCAGGAUCUGCUGGUGUCGGCCUAUGACCCCAUCAACCUCCGGAUGGUGCCCUAGCACUUUCUUUCAACUCCCAGUUUGAAAUCGGGAAAAAAAUGGGAAGAAGAAAUGUGAAACCCAGGCCUGCUGUAGAUUAGCUUCUAGAAAGAUCCCUCGGACGUGCAUUCCUGCCGCUUCUGUAGGCGACGCUGAUGGGCUGAUGGGCAGGAACGUGGCAGUUAGGCUCCAGGUAAUGUGAGCGCCCUCCUUUGAUGUCCCUUCCUCACGUCAUCUCCCGCAGCCGCUGGGGUGGAGAACGGAGAAGACCCUUCACUCGGGACGGGGUUGAGCCGGCCCCUCAGUGGGACCCUUCCUGCCAUUGCAACCACUGUGCUUUGUAAUAAAUGGUUUCAUUGGAGCUUG